UGAAAUGUGUUUUUACUAAGUUCCCCAUUGACUUAUUUGUCUCACAGUCAUAAGGGACUGUAAUGCACUGAUCCAUCUUCCCUUACUGAUACCUGUUGGAGGCAGCGUGUUCUGUACAUCUCCUUCUCAGUAUGAAGCUGUUAUACAUUGCACUCUUUAUCAUUCAACUUUUAAACAUUAAUGCAGAAUCAGAGCCGGAAUCCGUCGAAGUUCCUGAAAUCCGGCACAUUGAUUGUAAUAAGACAGAGGUUCUAAUCGCUGUGGAUUUCAGUCUUCGUAAAAUAAAUACGGAGCUGAAAACGGAGAAUAAAUUUGCUCUUUACAGGGUCACUGAUGCUCAAGUUCAGGGAGAACGUGAAAAGCACUACUUCCUCAAGUUUUCUAUCCGUGAAACAGACUGUCCCACUGAAAGCAAUAAUCUCUGGAAAGCUUGCAACUACAGAGCACCCAAAGAAGCUUCAACUGGUGAAUGUAGUUCAGAAGUGUUAAUCAAUGUGUUCCAAAGAAAAACCCAAGUGACUUCACAUAACUGCAAUGUUACAACUACAGCACCUGGAAUAUGCCUUGGAUGUAGAGAACCAGAGCCAACUGAUGAUUCUGCAGCAAAAAAAGCAGGUGCCCAUGCUAUCAAAACCUUCAACAGUAACAGCACUUACGAAAAUUACUUCCGUAUUGCUGCGGUGUACAGCUUAACCAGUCAGGUGGUGGCUGGAAUGAUGUACAGAAUGGCAUUCAGGAUGCAGGAGACUGAAUGUAGUAAAGAUCCCGCUGUAGCUGAUGAGGACAUUAUUCAAUGCCCUUUCAUCGUUAACGGUGCAAAGCUGCACUGCUCUUCAACUUUACAUGAAAUGCUCUGGUUAAGUUAUGCCUCUGGAACUGUGUCCUGUGAUCCCGUGCCUGAAGCAGAGAUGCUGAUGCAGGAAUCCGGUUGGGGACCAUUUUUAAUGGAUCCACGAGUGGUCCAUGUCCCUGCAGAAAACACAACAGCAGAUGUUCGUGUCAUCAGUACCUGCCCAGGAAAACCAUGGAAGUCCAUAUAUCAAGUUAAACCUGCUCUUCCGCCUACCGAGGAGCACCAUGAAAGUGCGGAGAGUCAGCAAGAAACUGCAGAUGCUGAAAGCCAUGAAAGUGUUGAUGGCUUACAAACCCCUGCAUGAUUAAUGUGUAUUACCACUAAUGGCAUGCAUUUAUAUAAAAAUAAUGAUAUGCAUUAAACAGUAUAUAAACCUU
This is a messenger RNA of Amblyraja radiata (thorny skate), 1230 nucleotides long. Its product is annotated as T-kininogen 1-like. Bases 132 to 1157 code for a protein of 341 amino acids. Gene Ontology annotation, cellular component: blood microparticle; extracellular region. Gene Ontology annotation, biological process: negative regulation of blood coagulation; negative regulation of endopeptidase activity; positive regulation of cytosolic calcium ion concentration. Gene Ontology annotation, molecular function: cysteine-type endopeptidase inhibitor activity. The transcript is spliced from 7 exons. The record is from RefSeq and is a predicted model, not a curated record. NCBI's taxonomy places the organism in Eukaryota, Metazoa, Chordata, Chondrichthyes, Rajiformes, Rajidae.